ACUUAGAAAGAAAAUCAACCGAACUCUGUUCUCCUCCAGUCUUAUCUCUCUCUCUCUCUCUCUCUCUCUCUCUCUCCCUCUCUCUCUCCGUGAUAAAUCUGGAGUUUCUCGCAGAGGCAAAUGAGGACACCGAAACCCUAGAAAAAUUCCAACUUCAAUUCAUUUCCUUUCAAUCCUAUUGAAAUUACUAUUAGAUUCUGUCUUUCUCACACCGCGAACACUUUCUCCUCCUCAUGUUCUUUUCAUACAUCUAUCUAUAUAUCUACUUAUUCAGGACUUGACAUCAGCAAUCGUUAUUUUUAGGGAUAAAUUUUAGUCGUAUAGUCAUAGUGGUUUGAAAUUUGGGUGAAUGUGAUGCGGUUUGACUGUUUUUCUCUAAUGGUUGGUUUGAUGUUUCUGAAAUUAGGGUUUCAUAUUUCCGCUGCAGAAAAAGGACUAUUGUGCUGUGAUAUUUAAUUAGUUAUUGAGAGCAUUUUUGCUGAAUUUGUGAACUAGAACAAUGUCGUCACCAUAUCCUAUUCUUGACAACCGACCAAUUAAUAAGUGGAAAGUAGCAGAGUUGAAGGAAGAGCUUAAGAGACGAAAUUUGACGACAAAGGGGUUGAAGGAUGAUUUGGUAAGACGGUUGGAUGAAGCAAUUUGCAAUGAAAGUGGAAAUUUUAAGGCAGAAGUGAGCAAAGAUUUUGUGUACGAACCUGAACCCAUGUCAAAAAAUUUAGGUGUGCAAUUGCACCCUAGUGACACUGAAAUGGGUGAAGAUCAUCAGAAUCCUGCUGGAAACACAACUAGUGAAGUAGAGGAUGAUGUGGCUGGGGUUGACGAUGAUGAUGUUCCUGCUGACUUAGAUCAGGGAAAAGUUUUAGAGAUGGUAGCAACAGAAGGUACUAAUUCUGUUCUGAUGGUUGGGGAACCAGCACUUGUAGAGGCUUCUAUGGAAAUAAGUAGCACUGUAGAAGAGUUUGCUGCAACCCAGAUUUCUACCAGUGAGGGAGCACUUGAAAACAACAAAAUCAGGAUGGACAAUGAGAUUUUGAAAUCUCCCCAGAAGGAUACUGUCUUGGUUGGUGAACCAGGAGUAUUGGAGGCUACUUUAGAAAGCAAUAGCAUUGCCAAAGAUAUUGUGGUAAGCCAGAUUGCGUCCGAUGUGAAAACGUUUGAGAAUGAAAAAAUCAGGAUGGACAAUGAGGGCUUGCAGUCUUCCCUGGUGGGUACCUUUCCGGUUGGGGAAUCAGCAGUUUCAGAGGCGUCUGUGGAAGCCAGUAGCACAGCUGAUCAUAUUACAGCAAUGCAGAUUGCAUAUAGUGACAAAGUUCCGGAAAUUGACGAAUUUAUUUCGGAGGAAGAGGGUUCAAAGCCUUUGCAGACGGAUGCAGCACAUGAUGUCCCCGAUUGCAGCAACCAGGUAUAUGAGGUCAGCCCUAGUUUAGGGUUUCAAGUAAAGUCUGAGUCUAUUCUUAAUGAUACUAUGUCUAAUUAUGAAACGAAAGAACUAAAGGGUAAUUUAAAUGCUGAUAAUGUCCAUUUAGAACUGGAAGUCGUUAAGCCGGAGAUGGUGCAACCAUCAUCUGGCGAAGUCCCUCCAAAUGAUGGCAUCUUACAUCCAUUGGAUGCUCAGAUGCCGCAUAGAAACCUGGGUUUUUGUGAAGAAACCGAUGAUGCCAAACCUGUACAUGUGGAUUUUAGCCACAAAAAUGAUAGUGCAAAUCAUUAUUCAGUUGAUGUUUCUGUCAUGGAAGAUGAUUUGGAGAAUAAGGCUUUCAACCUAGUGGGGGGUAAUAGUGAGCUAACUGAAGUGCCCAUUGCAAAAAAUGGAAGUCCUGGUGAUGCUGUUAAACCCGAUUUGUCCCCUGGCAAGAUGGAAACAUCUGCCGAAGAGAAAUUUGGCAUUGCUGCUUCCUCUGAGGAAAGAAAAUUACAAGAUUGUCGCGAUACAGAUUUUAGUAAAAGCGCUACUGUUGCAGAUGGGGAGCAAAUGGAGAAAAUAAAUUUAGAUCAAUCUUCAGGUGAUGAUUCAAUAGAGGAGGAUGUAAUGGAGACGAGGCAUGUUGACUCUGAUCAUAAUUCCGACAAAGGGGGGGAAAGGACUGGGCUAAUUGAAGCGCCUCGUGUACAAGUGGUUGAUAGUGUUGAUGCUGUACAGCCUGAAUUGGCUUCUGACAAAUUGAAACAUUCUCCUGAAAACAAAGAAAAUGUUGCUGAUUUUUCUGAGAAAAGAAAGUUCCAAGAUGGAGCAGCAGUUGGGAAUAAAGAACCUCCAAAGAGGCAACGUAAGUGGAAUUCUGAAAGCCUUAAAAUUCCUGAACCGCAAGACUCUAGUGCUUCACUUUCUACACCUACAAAGGAUUUGAUUUCCAAUGCUGGACUGAAACGCAGCAUCUCUAGGUCAAGCUCAACACUUGGUGCAGAUGCACCCAAGGAACGUGUUGUACCACCAUCCCCAAAGACGCCAACAAAUUCUAUUAGAAUCAAUAACUUUUUGCGUCCCUUUACACUGAAAGCUGUGCAAGAUCUCCUAUCCAAAACUGGUAAUGUCUGCAGCUUCUGGAUGGACCACAUCAAGACCCAUUGCUAUGUCACGUAUUCUUCAGUAGAAGAAGCUAUAGAGUCUCGAAAUGCUGUUUACAACCUACAAUGGCCUCCAAAUGGAGGGCGUCUCCUGGUUGCAGAGUUUGUUGAUCCCCAGGAAGUGAAAUUGCGGUUGGAGGCUCCUCCUCAAUCUGCAGCUGCACCAGUUGUCACUAGUCCAACUGCUCCUCCUCCUCCUCAACCUCCUCUUCAGCUGCUUCCCUCUGCUAGCCAGCCGAGCAUUGGGCAGCCCCUCCCGCCCCAAGGUGCACUCCCACCGGCGCCACCCACUUCUGGCCAACCUGCUAGGGAAAAGCGGCCCCUGCCACUAUCUCCAUCACUUCCCGAGAAAAUAGAGCCACCAAUCGUCACAUUGGAUGACCUAUUUAGGAAAACAAGAGCUACCCCUCGAAUCUAUUACCUCCCCUUGACUGAAGAACAAGUUGCUGCAAAGCUGGCCAAGCAGAGAAAGGACAAGCAGUAAUAUAUAUGGAUAUAUUCUAAUGAUGGUGUUUACAAUGAAGAUUGAAUAAGAUUUCCACUAUAUGAAAUGGUGAGAGGCUGUUUACAGUUCGUCUUUAGAUGUCUGUUAGUAGUAGUUCAGUUCAGGCUGAUAACCCCAACUUUCUGCAGUUGGGUUUGGAAUUGUUUGAGUUUGUUUAGGUCUGACCAAGUUUUAUAUUGGACUUUUAGUUAUAUCUGUAGAUUUCUUGUGUGUUUAAUUCAUGGAACUUAAUCGGUGGAACUAUGUGGUUAUAGGGUUCUGGAUUUUCUGUUAAUUAGGAUCCGUGUUCAAACCCUUGUGAUAUAUUCUGUUUCCUCCUACAGUUGGAAUAGAAUAGUUGGUAUUGUUUGCUUCAG
Ilex paraguariensis (yerba mate) is the source of this 3426-nucleotide messenger RNA. The record is from the annotation of a GenBank genome assembly. Lineage: Eukaryota; Viridiplantae; Streptophyta; Magnoliopsida; Aquifoliales; Aquifoliaceae.